AGAGACUGGGAGAAAGCAUCAGCUGAUGCAUUCUCCCUACCCCCCCACGUCCCUCUUAUAUAUAGCUCCUUCAGUAUUUACUGGAGGUAGAUGUGAAAGAUUUCUGAAGAGGAAAUCAGCUUGGACCCCAGCUUUUCAGAACAGCAGAGAGCAGAUCACCAUCGUGAGGUCAGCAAGAUACCUCCCAAGCACCCUCAAUCUUGAAACCAAAUUGUAAGCUGAGCUUCUUGGGUGCAGCACAGACCCAACGGCUAGCAUCCUGAGUGGAAACCUCCUCUGCAUUUGCUUGCAACCCACAGAAGAAAAUAAAAUCGGCCUGAACCCCAGCUUUUCAGAAUUGCCGGGAAACAGCCAUCAUGAGUAAUAACGCUGAUGGGGAUCAGCUCAAGGAUAAGCUGGAACAGUUGAGAUGUCACUUUACAUGGGAGUUGGUCAUUGAAGACACUGAAAUAGCUGAUUUAGAAAACAGGGUCUUGGAGCAGAUUGAGUUCCUAGACACCAAAUACAACGUGGGAAUCUACACCUUACUAGCCUAUGUGAAACACCUGAGAGGCCAGAAUGAGGAAGCCCUGAAGAGUUUGAAAGAAGCUGAAGACUUAACCCAGCAAGAACAUGACAACCAAUCAGACGUGAGAAGUCUGGUUACCUGGGGCAACUAUGCCUGGCUGCAUUACCACAUGGGCCGACAUGCAGAAGCCCAGAUUUACCUGGACGAGGUGAAGAACACUUGCAGGAAGCUUGCAAACUCCUCCAGCUAUAGAAUAGAGUGUCCUCAGAUGGACUGUGAGGAAGGAUGGGCCUUGCUGAAAUGUGGAGGAGAGAAUUAUGAACGGGCCAAGGUCUGCUUUGAAAAGGCUCUGGAAGUGGACCCGGAAAACCCUGAAUUCAGCACUGGGUAUGCAAUCACCGUCUAUCGCCUGCAGGCCUUUAACAAACCAGCAAAGAGUACUGAGGCAGUACUGAAUACCCUAAAACAGGCUGUCAGGCUAAAUCCAGAAGAUGCAUAUAUGAAGUCUCUCCUUGCCCUGCAGCUUCAAGGUGUACGACAAGAAGCUCAAGGAGAAAAAUACAUUAAAGAAGCACUGACCGAUGGGUCCUCAAAGAUAUAUGUCUUUCGACAUGCUGCCAAGUUUUACCGAAAAAAAGGCUCUACGCGUGAAGCUCUUCAGUUCUUAAAACUGGCCUUGAAAGCAACACCCUCCUCUGUCUGCCUGCAUCACCAGAUGGGGCUUUGCUACAAGUUACAAAUGAUCCGAAUAAAGAGAGCUACAAACGGGCAGCCUAAAGGACAGGAUAAAGAAAACAUCAACAGAAUAAUACAAUCAGCCAUAUCUCAUUUUGAAUUUGCUGUGCAACAAAAGCCCACAUUUGAGUUUGCUUACAUAGACCUGGCAGAAAUGUACACAGAAGCAGGUGACCACCAAAAAGCCGAAGAUGUUUAUCAAAAGGUGUUAUGCAUGGAAUCACUCAACAAAUAUAUGCUGCAACAGGUACAUUUCCACUAUGGCCAAUUUCUGGAAUUUCAAAAAAAAUCUGAAGUUGAUGCAAUCAGCCAUUAUUUAAAAGCAGUAAAAAUAGAAAACGCGUCAUUAAACAGGGAUAAAAGUAUCUAUUCUUUGAAGAAACUGGCUUUAAAGAAACUUCAGAGAGAUGCAUCAGAUAUAGAAAGCUUGUACAUACUUGGGUUCAUCCACAAAGUAAAAGGAGAAAUGAAUGAAGCCCUGGAGUAUUACGAGCAGGCCCUGAGGCUGGUUCCUGUCUUGGAGAACUCUGUACUUGUGACCCAUAGGCACUGAAAUAUGGACCAGUCUUACAUAUCAUUUGAUUUUACGUCAACAUAUACUAAUCAUCUUUUCUGCUUGCUGCUUUCAGAAACAUAUUAUGUAAUUCACUGCAAUGAUGUAAUCUUUGAAUAAUUACUCAAACCUGAUAAAACACUGGUUGUAUUGAGAAAAUAGUGAAACAGACUAUACAGGUCCCUGUGUGUGAGAGAGAGAGAGGAAGAGAGAGAGGGGAAGAGAGAGAAGAACCAUUUCUCUGUGAAUGUUAUAUAGUAGAAAAAAAAAAGUUUGUUGAGUAGAUUUGUAGCAAAUAAAACACUGGCCUUGACAUGGAGGCGACCAAAAUGUCCAUCGACAGAUGAAUGGAUAAAGAAGAUGUGGCACAUAUGUACAAUGGACUAUUACUCAGCCAUAAAAAGAAACGAAAUUGAGUUAUCUGUAGUGAGGUGGAUGGACCUGGAUGGAGUCUGUCAUACAGAGUGAAGUAAGUAAGAAAGAGAAAAACAAAUACUGUAUUCUAACUAUAUAUGGACUCUAUAAAAAAAAAUGAUACUGAUGAACCUAGUUGCAGGGCAGGAAUAAAGAUGUAGACAUAGAGAAUGGACUUGAGGACACGGGCUGGGAGGGGGAAGCUGGGGUAAAGUGAGAGUAGCAUCGACAUAUAUAUACUACCGAAUGUAAAAGAGCUAGUGGGAAGCAGCAGCAUAGCACAGGGAGAUCAGCUCCGUGCUUUGCGAUGACCCAGAGGGGUGGGAUAGAGAGGGUGGGAGGGAGGCUCAAGAGGGAGGGGAUAUGGGGACAUGUGUAUGCAUAUGGCUGAUUCACUUUGGUGUACAACAGAAGCUAACACAGUACUGUGAAGCAGUUAUACUCCAAUAAAGAUCUAUUUUUAAAAAAAACCACUGGACUUACGUAAAAUAAAAUGUUCAAUUCAUUCAUUUUAUCAAUAAAUAGUUUUCAGUGCUAGAUACCAAAAAUACUACGGUGAUGUAGGGGAGGGAAAAUUCUUUUUCCUCUACCCAUCUUAGGUUCAUUGGCUUGGGCCUUAACUUAAACUGAAAAAAGACAGAUUAACAAGAGAAAAACACACAAGUUUAUUAACACAUGCAUCGGGCAUACACAGGGGAGUACCCAGUGAUGAGUAAUUUAAAGGGGUGGGUUUAUAUAGCAUCCUAACAAACAAACAAUACAUUUUUAGAGAAGUGAUAAGGUAAAGGCAAAGAACUUUAGUUUCUAAGUGGCAAAUUAUAGGAAGGCAAAUAUAUGAGGGAAACUAAUGGAAGAUAAUAGCCUCCUUAUAAGGUUUGUUAUGUAUAUUUUUCUGUUUGUGUCUCUGGGCUGAUUAGGGACUACAGUUGUCUCAGGUGAUUAACUUCUGUCCUUCCUCGUAAAGGAGGAGAGACAUUUUUUUUCAGGCAGAUGGGGGAGAGCAGAGAGCUUUCCUUAUAUCUGCUUCUUUUCAACUGCCUUUAGCUCAAAAUAAUCCUAUGGCAAGGUGGCAUAUUUGGGGGUGGCAUAUUCGGCUACCCUUCAGUGAAACAAAGCAGACCUUUUCCCCAAACCUCAUGCAGCUUACCAUCUAGUGAGAAAGACAGUAAAACAAAUACACAGUCUAUUAAAGGUCAGCUUUCCCCAUGAAGAUGUUUGAAAUUCAAUUCAUUGUCAAACUGUGCCAAGUAGUUUCUCUUGUUUUAUGCCAUUUUGUUUUAAGUGCUAUUGAUUCAGUCAUUUGCUGGUAUUGACAUUUCUCCCAAGAAGAUAUACAGGUUGCCAACAAACACAUGAAAGGAUGCUCAACAUCACUAAUCAUUAGGGAAAUGCAAAUCAAAACUGCAGUAAGGUAUCACCUCACAGCAGUCAGAAUGGCCAUCAUCAAAAAAUCUACAAACAAUAAAUGCUGGAGAGGGUGUGGAGAAAGGGGAACCCUCUUGCACUGUUG
This is a messenger RNA of Physeter macrocephalus (sperm whale), 3720 nucleotides long. RefSeq names its product interferon-induced protein with tetratricopeptide repeats 1. The record is from RefSeq and is a predicted model, not a curated record. Gene Ontology annotation, biological process: defense response to virus. The coding region runs from base 357 to 1796 and encodes 479 amino acids. The transcript is spliced from 3 exons. NCBI's taxonomy places the organism in Eukaryota, Metazoa, Chordata, Mammalia, Artiodactyla, Physeteridae. Gene Ontology annotation, cellular component: cytosol. Gene Ontology annotation, molecular function: RNA binding; protein binding.